GCCACACAUAUCAUAUCAUCAAUCAAAAUGUCCAGCACACCCUCUAAAACCAAAGCAUCGCGCAUCAGCUCCGACGACCAAGUCCUAUUCCUCCUGAGCUGCAUCCGCAACGCUAUCGGAGGUGGUAAAGUGAGUUCCCAAUCCCCAUCAUUCCCUUCGAAGCACAUAUAUCCAGCGAAUCGAGUUAUACAUAGACAAAACAACCCAGCUAAAACCCCCCUCUCCACCAUAUAGAUCGACUUCGCCAACGUCGCCAAAGAAUGCGACAUCGUGACCAGAGGCGCCGCGUAAGUACCAACUUCCCCAUCUCCAGCCAAACAAAUAGCCCCUCUACUCCCUAUACAAAUCCUUCAGCAACCGAGAGGAAUCCAGAAAAGCUAACAAAAGGCCACGCAAUAAACAGCGCCAAACGCUACGAGCGUCUUCUCAAAGCGCACAAUAUCAACGCGGCAGGCGGGAGUACUCUUCCCACUACUCCCAACAAAAACAAUAACAACAAUGGAAACAAUGAGAACACUGAUGAAGACGAUGCUGAUGCUCCUGAGGCCGGUGGCGCCCGAGGAGCGGGCAGGGGUCGGAAGCGGAAGGGCUCGGCUGCUGCUGCGACCUCUGGCCGGAAGGGCAAGUCAAUCAGGACCUCUACGACGGAUGAGACGAAGCGCGAUAUGAUGAAGAAGAGGGCUGUUGCGAGUCCGCAUGCGAUGGUUGGGAUGGAGAACUCCGGGGAUGAGAUGGUCAAGGAGGAAGAUGUGGAUGAGGACGAAGAGGAUAUGAUGGCUGUCAAAGAGGAGGAGCAGGAUGAGGCGGACGCUGACUCUGAUGAGGAUGACGGGGAGUCGGUUGCUUAGAAUGACACGAUGGACCUUCAGGGGGGGUAGAGGCUAGGUUGGCGUUGGGCUUUUCAGGGACCCUUUCAUUUACUUUUGCGUUCUUGGGCUGUGUUGUCUUUUAUUUCGAUACUGCGUUAACGAGAAAAUUUGUCCUACUGGAUUUCUCUCUGCCUACUUGGUUGUUAUUCUGGCGGCACAUUUAUCUGCCCUUAGGUGUUGAUAUUGAGCGACAUGCUUUGGACUGCAUUGACCAUCUCACAAUUAAGGUUGGCUGCAUGCGAUUUUAUCGGAAUGGCUACGGAUAGUUUUCUUAUCUCAGGGGAGAGGAUAUUUGUGAU
This is a messenger RNA of Aspergillus homomorphus CBS 101889, 1168 nucleotides long. RefSeq lists its product as uncharacterized. The transcript has a single exon. The record is from RefSeq and is a predicted model, not a curated record. Lineage: Eukaryota; Fungi; Ascomycota; Eurotiomycetes; Eurotiales; Aspergillaceae. The coding region runs from base 261 to 848 and encodes 195 amino acids.